Molecule: messenger RNA, 1359 nt
Organism: Eimeria acervulina
Lineage: Eukaryota; Apicomplexa; Conoidasida; Eucoccidiorida; Eimeriidae
Product: coproporphyrinogen oxidase, putative
Exons: 2
Coding region: 1-1359 (452 amino acids)
Cellular component (GO): cytoplasm
Molecular function (GO): coproporphyrinogen oxidase activity
Source: RefSeq, a predicted model, not a curated record
AUGGACUUAACUGAAGCCCGUGAAGAACACCCAGAUGGGGCCUUCCGCGAGGCGUGGGUUGCAGAGUUAUACAGCGCUCAGUCAGCAAUAUGCAGCGCUAUAGAGGCAUUAGAAGCCUCAGUGGCAGCAAAGCUGCAGCAGCAGCAGCAGCAGCAACCGCAGCAACAACAGCAGCAGCAGCAGCAGCCUAAGUGCGCGAAACGAUUUGAGAAUACUCAGUGGGUACGGGGCCCAGGGCAAGGAGGAGGCCUAACGCGAGUAAUACAAGACGGCGUUGUCUUUGCAAAAGGCGGGGUUAACGUCAGUGCUGUUGAAGGCUCUCUACCGCUGGCUGCAGCACUUUCAAUGUGUAGAGGUGGAGGCGAGAAGCUGCGUGAACUGCUGCGCGAUCUCUUACCUCCAAAGCCUGCAGCAGCAGCAGCAGCAGCAGCAGCAGGAGGAGGAGCAGCAGCAGCUUCUGGUGGUGGUGGUGCUGCUGGCUGUAAUAGCAGCAAUAGCAGCAAUAACAGCAAUAACAGCAGCAAUAGCAGCAGCAGCAGCAGCAGCAGCAGCAGCGGGUCUGUACAAGAAGGGAGUAGUGGGGCAUACAGCAGCAACAUAAGUUUUUUUGCUGCAGGUCUAUCUUUAGUGCUGCACCCCUGCAAUCCUCAUGCACCUUCAUCGCAUGCAAAUUACAGAUUUUUUCAGCUCUUUUGCGAGGGUAAGAGUAUAUGUUGGUGGUUUGGGGGGGGGGCAGAUUUAUCUCCUGCAUAUAUAAUUGAGAAGGAUUGUAUAGAUUUUCAUCAGGCUCUUAAAGAUAUGUGCGAUAGACAUAAUCCUAUAUACUACCCUCGUUUUAAGCUCUGGGCGGAUGCUUAUUAUAGGCUGCCUCAUAGAGGAGAAGCAAGAGGUAUAGGGGGUAUAUUCUUUGAUUAUUUAAAUGAUGAGUGCAGGGGUAAACUAAAAGAAAUUAAAGAGUUUUGUGUUGAUGGUUUGCAUAGCUUUGCUCCGAUAUAUCUUGAUAUUGUACAAAGACGCUGCUGCAGCAGCUAUACACAGCAGCAACUACGCUGGAUGCUAAUUAGACGAGGACGGUAUAUAGAGUUUAAUUUAAUUUGUGAUAGAGGGACAAAAUUUGGCUUAGCUUUACCCGGAAGUAUUGCUGAAAAUAUAUUAAUGUCGCUACCCCUUGAAGCACGCUGGGAAUACACCCCAGCGCCUCCUUCUCCUUCUUCUUUAGAAGGUAAAACUCUGCAGCUCCUUAUACACCCCAGAGACUGGGUUUCUUUUGAUAAACACCAUCUCAAAGGAUUCGUUGUUCCACAUGAAGAAGACAGACCUCUCGAAACAAAAAAUAAACAUCCUCUUCAAUACUCAUAG